Molecule: messenger RNA, 633 nt
Organism: Coniosporium apollinis CBS 100218
Lineage: Eukaryota; Fungi; Ascomycota; Dothideomycetes
Product: adenylyl-sulfate kinase
Exons: 3
Coding region: 1-633 (210 amino acids)
Biological process (GO): sulfate assimilation
Molecular function (GO): ATP binding; adenylylsulfate kinase activity
Source: RefSeq, a predicted model, not a curated record
AUGGCAACCAAUAUUACAUGGCACGAGGGUCUCUCUCGCGCUGAGCGCAACACAUACCGCAAACAGCGUGGAAUGACGAUAUGGUUCACCGGCUUGUCAGCAUCUGGUAAAUCGACCAUCGCGACCGCACUCGAACAGCAUCUACUGCACCUCGGUUUCGCCGCAUACCGGCUCGACGGCGACAACGUACGAUUCGGCUUGAACAAGGACCUAGGCUUCUCAGAAAGAGACCGGAACGAGAACAUCAGACGGAUAGCAGAGGUCGCCAAGCUCUUCGCCGACUCCUCCACCAUCGCCCUAACCUCCUUCAUCUCGCCCUACCGAAAAGACCGCCAGACAGCGCGCGAGCUGCACGCCACGCCCUCGCCCGCCCAUCCCGACGACGAGCCCCUCCCCUUCAUCGAGGUCUUCGUCGACAUUCCCGUCGAAGAGGCCGAGAAGCGAGAUCCAAAGGGCCUGUACAAGAAGGCACGGGAGGGCAAGAUCCCCGAGUUCACGGGCAUCAGCGCGCCGUAUGAGGAGCCGGAGAAUGCGGAGAUCAGGAUAGAGACCGUCAAGACGAGCGUGGAGGACGCGGUCAAGCAGAUCGUGACGUAUCUGGAAGAACGGGGAUUGUUGAAAUUGGAGAGCUGA